Molecule: messenger RNA, 2160 nt
Organism: Schistosoma margrebowiei
Lineage: Eukaryota; Metazoa; Platyhelminthes; Trematoda; Strigeidida; Schistosomatidae
Source: the annotation of a GenBank genome assembly
UUGAAUCUAUGAUCUCAGAUGUUGUUUGACCCUUCAAGGUUGUCCGUAGUAUUUAUGGUUAUUUAAACGUUUUGUCACAUGGUUCUACUCAGUUCGUUGCACUAACAGGUUAAUUAUAUUCUCCUUCAACGUUCUUCAUAUCUGCAACCUUAAAAUUUCAAAUUCGUAACUACGUGUUUUGAUUGAAUUCUAUGUCUGUAGUCAAGUUUACAUUAUCUAGUGAUGACCAAGACGGUGUUCCAUGCCCAGAUUCUAUUCCUUUGAAAGUUGAUGAAAUAACAAAAAGUAUAGUCGGUCAUCUUAAAACUCAGUGCUCAAAAAUUCUCUCUGGAAGCUGGUCUGAUACGAAUAAUUUCUGUGUUGAGCUAUCGAAGAGUUGUGGACUAAGCAAUUAUUUAUAUAUUGGAUAUUUAAAUAAUGAUAUUAUUUCUUUGGAAAAUGAACCACGUAAAGUACUUAUUCGAGUAUAUGGUGAAGUAUUGAGAAGUUGUACAGACUCGAUUAUCUCUGAUUCAGUUAAUUUUGCAUUACUUUCGGAAAAAAGGAUUGGGCCUAAACUUCAUGGUGUAUUUCCUGGUGGACGAAUUGAAGAAUUUAUUGAGUCCAGACCUUUAACUACACAAGAACUUCCACUAAUUAUCGAAGUAGCAGCACGUCAUAUGGCUUCUUUCCAUAAAUUAUCCAUGCCAUUUUCAAAAACCCCAUCAUUCAUAAUAAGAAUGUUUGAUAAAUAUCUUAGUCAGUUGACAAGCACACCUGAACAUUUACAUCGUCCAUCUCCAAAUUUUUCUUCGAAUACUUUAUCUGAAUUAGAAUCAAAAGGUUUCUCUUUUGCUAAUGAUGGACAUAUAUUGACGGAACCAUCUUACGAAGAAGCUAGAAAUAUGGUAUAUGAAUUAUCUCUCAUAGACGAAUAUAAUUGGAUAAAAGAAAAAUUUGAAGUUCAUUAUGCUGAAGUAUUCCCAAUUGUAUUUUGCCAUAAUGAUUUCCAAGAAAAUAACCUACUUCUUUUAAAUGAUCCAAAAGUUGAUAAGGUCUAUCGUAUUCUACCAAUCGACUUCGAAUACUCUGGUUACAAUUAUCGUGCUUUUGAUGUUGGGAAUCAUUUUAAUGAGUGGUGUUAUGAUUACACGAACCCUGAUCAACCGUAUUAUUUUCACAAUAUUGAAAAUUACCCAGAUCGUUCAAAACAAAGGCUUUUUUGGAAAGCAUAUCUAACUGAAACUUAUUCAAAUGUAGAAAAUGAUCAUUUUAAUAAAAGAAAUGGUAAUUUCAAUUGUGUUGAUAAUUAUGAACAGAAUAAUAAUAAUAAUGUUGUUCGAUUUGCUAAUUAUCAUGAAGAGGAUUAUGAUUAUGAAAAUUUAUGGAUUGAAACAAUCUAUGGUUCAUUAUUAUCACAUUUAUUUUGGUCUGCAUGGUCACUUGUUCAAAGUCAAUUAUCAAGUAUUCAGUUUGACUUUAUGGAUUAUGCUAAAGUUCGUAUGAAACAUUAUCAUCUUAUGAAAUCUUGGUUACCUCGGGAACAUUUGUGAAGAAAACGCACAUAUCUGAAUUUUUACUCAUUUGUUUGUUUCUUUUUUAUCACAGGAUAUAGAUAACCAUUUGUUUAGUAUAAUUUAUAGGAUAAAACAAAUUAAUUAUUCACAUGAUAACAAUGAUGAUCGUAACUUUCAACUAAUUUAUCACUGGAUUUGUGCUUUUUGUGUACAUUUGUAAGUGUUUUAUUAUUUAAAAAAACCUGGUUUGUUGCUUAUGUGUGUCUACACGUUUGCUACCGUAUUACACAUCACCCGGUUAGUAGUAUUUCGAAAAACAAGACCACAAUCUGUGAUAUUAAUGAGCAAAUUAUUAUUAUUUCUGUUAGAACAAAGUAAAUAACUUAAAUCUUUAUUCUUGAGUAGCGUUUUCAUGCUUUUCUUACCUUUAAUAUCCUUUAUUUCUUUUCUAGUCUUCCAAUUUACACUUGUAAUUAUCAUUUUUAAUGGUUAAUCAUAUAUUUUUGUCUGUUUGCUUGUUUAUUAUUUUGUUUCUAUUUAUUUCAGUUGUUUCCUUCGUAUUGUUAUUUAUUAACAAAUUCUACUAUUUUUGAUACAUCAACUUAUUUACAGACAAAUAUUUCCAAUGCUUUAAAAACAACGAUAUAUACUUUUCCAUUGUUAA